AGGGGAACAGGGAGGAGCCGGGAGGAGGAACCACGUGUUGGGACUUCUGGUGGUUUAGUCUGAGUCGCUGUCAAACUCCUGCAGUCCUUACCGCGAGGGCCUCCCGCGGAUUAGGUUGGUGGCGCCACCGCCGCCCCUAGCCCUUCCUGUGGGUCAUUCUUCCUGAAAAGCGUAGCGCCCUUCGCCAAGUGUUCAAGGAAGAGUAGCCAGGUCCUAGUUUUCCCCUGCCCCUCACUCCGUCCUUUCGCAUUCUUUCCUACCCAACUUCUGAGUUUGUUAAUUUUCGAGGUCGGAAAGCAAACUUUCCUUUGGGAAAAGACGUCAUGUGAUAUAUAGUACGAACUACGAGACCAGAUAUUACGUUAAGCAUUUCACGUGUGUUAUCUCAUUUAAUCCACAUAGCAAUCUAAAGAGGUCGACAUUACAUUGCAUCAGAGGUGGGAUCUGAAAGAGCUGAUCACCAAGAAAUGACAACCUUUGGAAUUGAGUGAAGUACCCACACUUGAGUCCUUUGUGCUCUUAGCUUCCACGAGUCACUGUAACUUUUGGUUUGGUAAGCCUCUUCUCAGAGCUCGGGCUCCCUCCUUUUGGCCAAGGUCUCUGAUGUUAUUCUGGUUGUGUAUAGGGACAAAUUGUCCUGAUUUUUACUAUCCUUGGAUGCCACUCCUGAUAUGGAGAAGAUUGAGGAACAAUUUGCUAAUCUGAACAUUGUUAAACGUUCCUCAGGAACUCAGGAGCCUACUUAUCUGCUUGGCAUAGACACAUCAAAGACUGUACAAGCAGAGAAAGAAAGUUUGGUUGCUGCUUUAUGUUCUAAUGAAUCCAUCAGAAUAUAUGAUAAAGAAAGGUUAAAUGUACUACGAGAAUUUAGUGGAUAUCCUGGACUUCUCCAUGGAGUCAAAUUUGCACAUUCUCGUGACUGUGUAUAUUCAUCAUGUACGGAUGGCACUGUAAAAUGUUGGGAUGCUCGAUUAGCCAGUGACAAGCCGGUCCAGCUGUUCAAGGGUUACCCUUCCAAUAUUUUUAUCAGUUUUGAUGUAAGCUGUAAUGAUCACGUCAUUUGUGCUGGUACAGAAAAAGUUGAAGAUGAUGCAUUGUUGGUAUUUUGGGAUGCAAGAAUUAAUUCUCAGGAUUUGUCUACUACUAAAGAUCCACUUGGUACCUAUUCAGAGACACAUAGUGAUGACGUCACUCAAGUAUGUUUCCAUCCCAGCAAUCCCAACAUGGUAGUCUCGGGUUCAACUGAUGGCCUGGUAAAUGUAUUUGAUAUUAGUGCUGAUAAUGAAGAGGAUGCGCUGGUUACAACUUGCAACUCAGUUUCAUCAGUAAGCUGUAUCGGGUGGUCUGGGAAAGAUUAUAAACAGAUAUACUGCAUGACACAUGAUGAAGGAUUUUGUUGGUGGGAUCUUAAUCAUCUGGAUACUGAUGAACCAAUUACACGUUUGAACAUCCAGGAUGUCAGAGAAGUAGUUAAUGUGAAAGGAGGUAUUUUGGACUAUCUGAUUGGUGGCCUAUAUCAUGAAAAAAUGGACAAAUUGUUUGUUGUUGGAGGAGCAAACACAGGAAUGAUUCACUUAAUGAGCUGUACUACAUCAGGAUUGAUCCAUGUGACCAGCCUUCAGGGAGGGCAUGCUGCUACUGUCCGUUCUUUCUGUUGGAAUAUGCAGGAUAAUUCUUUGCUAACUGGAGGAGAAGAUGCACAGUUGUUAUUUUGGAAACCUGGAGCGAUAGAGAAGACAUUUACAAAGAAAGACAGCAUGAAAAUAGCAUCCUCUGUGUAUCAGCGAGUUCGAGUUCACAGUAGUGAUUCUUACAAGAGAAGGAAAAAGCAGUGAUGUUACAUUGGGGGUGUACUUGAUAGGUUUUAUAGCUGUAAAUCAUUAUUUUUGUGUACUAUCUGUGAAAGAUAUGUGUAAAGCUCAUAUGUAAAAACAAGCCAGUUAGCAAACAGCCCUGGAAAAAUGUUGAGAAUGGUUUAUUUCAGGUCUUCACGUAUUCUAAAAAAAAUUUUUUUAAAGCUACCAGUUGAGUAUAUAAUCAGUGAGUUGAAAACAAAAUUACAUUACUCAUUUUAAAAACCCAUCUGUUGAGUUAGUAAAUGAUGAGUUUGAAGAAAUAGCUUUGAUAAAGACUUUUUAGAAGUAGAUGUGUGACUUAAAAAGAAAAACAGGUGUUU
Hipposideros armiger (great roundleaf bat) is the source of this 2176-nucleotide messenger RNA. RefSeq names its product WD repeat domain 89 (gene WDR89). NCBI's taxonomy places the organism in Eukaryota, Metazoa, Chordata, Mammalia, Chiroptera, Hipposideridae. Gene Ontology annotation, molecular function: protein binding. The transcript is spliced from 3 exons. The record is from RefSeq and is a predicted model, not a curated record. Bases 672 to 1835 code for a protein of 387 amino acids.